GACGCACCUUAAAAUGACGCAUCAUCCCAUCAGCUGUUUUUGUUUUGCUGUGUUAACGUUCUUAAUAACACAUUAAUAACACAAUUGAAACUAGCGGACAACACAUCGGCUAUCCCGGAAGUGCAGUUAGCGGGUUUUUGGAAACAGUUUGGGAGGUCACAGUCGGCGGGCGAUGCGUGCCGUCCGGGGGGAGCUGGCAGGACGUUCGGGUCCAUAAAAGAGUGCGAGCGUGGCGUUUGGAGUCUGGAAGCACAGAAAGAAAGAGGAAGCGGGCUCCAGAGUCGAUCGACCCCAAGCCCGCCACGGCCUCCGACCUCGGCAGGGGGUCAGCCGCGAACUGGGCCGCUGGGAUGGAGUCCCAGGACGCGCCGGAGAGCCCCGGACUACACCGAGGCUUCAUCUGUGCCUCGUUCAACCAGGACACCACCUCCUUGUCUGUGGGCACCAAAACUGGUUACCGGCUCUUCUCUGUCACAGCUGUGGACAAACUGGAAUGCAUCCAUGAGGGAGUGGAAUGUCCGGACAUCUACAUUGUGGAGCGGCUGUUCUCCAGCAGCUUGGUGGUGGUGGUCAGCCUCUCCAUGCCCAGGAGGAUGAAUGUUUACCACUUUAAGAAGGGCACAGAGAUCUGUAACUACAGCUACUCUAACAACAUCCUCUCCGUCAGGCUCAACAGACAGCGGCUGGUGGUGUGUCUGGAAGAGUCCAUCUACAUCCAUAACAUCAGAGACAUGAAACUGCUCAAGACCCUCCUCAACACCCCCGUCAACCCAUCAGGCUUGUGUGCCCUUUCUGUCAACCAGACUAACUCCUACCUGGCGUACCCCGGCAGUGCCACCAUGGGGGAGAUAACCAUCUAUGAUGCCAACAGCCUGAGCACGGUGACUCUGAUCCAGGCUCACGACAGCCCUCUGGCAGCACUCACCUUCAACGCCUCUGGCUCCAAACUAGCCAGCGCAUCAGAGAAAGGAACUGUAAUCCGAGUCUUCAGCAUCCCUGAAGGUCAGAAGCUGUUUGAAUUUCGGCGAGGGAUGAAGAGAUAUGUUAGCAUCAGCUCGCUGUCCUUCAGUGCAGACGCUCAGUUCCUGUGCGCCUCCAGCAACACAGAGACCGUCCACAUCUUCAAGCUGGAGCAGCACAGCCCCAGUCAAGAGGAAGAAUCUCCAACCUGGUCAACCUACGUUGGCAAAAUGUUCACCGCCGCCAGCACCUACCUGCCCACCCACGUGUCGGACAUGAUGCACCAGGACCGAGCUUUCGCCACCGUUCGCCUCAACAUGUUCGGCCUGAAGAACAUUUGUGCUCUUGCUACAAUCCAGAAACUUCCCAGACUGCUGGUGGCGUCCUCGGACGGGUUCCUUUACAUCUACAACGUGGAUCCCCAGGAUGGAGGCGAGUGUGUCCUCGUUCAGAAACACAGACUCUUUGAAACCAGCGGAGAACAAGAUGAACCUGAAGAAGAAGAGAGCCCAGAGGACGUCUGUCCACAGCCAGCCGGUCAGUCCUACGCCGCCACCGUGGCGCUCCCAUCCACGCCGCCAUCGUCCACCACGCUCAUAGGCUAUUCUGAAGAGGGCGGAGCCCAGAAGGGAGAGGUCAUCCCUGAGCACGAACUGGCUGAAGGCCCCAUUUGUCUGGAUGACGAAAACGAGUUUCCUCCCGUUAGCAACCAGAGUAACUAACCAACCAACCAAACGUUCCCUGAACUUCUCCCCGCAUUGAUAUCAAACAUGUUAUUUAUUUCAAGCUGGGAAGACGGCGCCGUUCAUCCGUCUUUGGGUCAAACCUUAGAAACUGUUUCUGUGUCCCUCUCCCUCCUCUCAGCAGGAGAAGAUGAUGAGAUCUUCACAGCUGACAGUAAAAUAGACAUGUGCUUUGUAAAAGCAUUAACAUCAGUGUUAGAUAUUUCUAAAAAUAAAUGCUUAAAGCAAGAACAUUACAUGACAAGACGAUGCAGCUGUGGGAGGAAGGCCGAGUUUUCUGAGUUUUUGAUGAUGUAGUCUCUUCCUAAUUCAGGGGUCUGCAACCUGAUGCUCCGGAGCCACAUGCUGAGCAGCAUUUGUAAAAAUUAUUUUUAUUUUUUAAAUCCUGCAAAUAACUUCAUUACUGGUACACUUUAGACAACAUUAAUGUCAAGAAUCCAAAGUUUCAUUUAAAAACUGAAAUUACACUUAAAGAAAUUAUUAUUUUUUAAUUAUUUUUACUUAGUCAAGAAAACAUUAAAUUCAUUGAAUGUGCUAAUUUGAAACUCUUUCACAUUAAAUCGAUUUGAAUUGAUUUAAGCUUAAUAGAUCAAUAAUUGAUUCACAAAAGAUAUAAAUCGAUUUAGCACAUGAGGCUAACGUUCGCUAGCUUGAUGCUAACGUUCAAUAGAAUUUCC
Molecule: messenger RNA, 2380 nt
Organism: Oryzias melastigma (Indian medaka)
Lineage: Eukaryota; Metazoa; Chordata; Actinopteri; Beloniformes; Adrianichthyidae
Product: WD repeat domain phosphoinositide-interacting protein 1
Exons: 12
Coding region: 351-1682 (443 amino acids)
Biological process (GO): protein localization to phagophore assembly site; autophagy of mitochondrion; nucleophagy
Cellular component (GO): phagophore assembly site membrane; cytosol; extrinsic component of membrane
Molecular function (GO): protein binding; phosphatidylinositol-3,5-bisphosphate binding; phosphatidylinositol-3-phosphate binding
Source: RefSeq, a predicted model, not a curated record